AUGCGCACCAUGUCUGGCAUGUUUCCCGGUCGACGGCUUAAGCAAUGUGCCUCAGAACAUGCUUUGAAGCUCGAGGGUGAGACCUCGUCAGCCCAUGUUUCAUCCGCUCUUCUAGUGAUGACCUUCGUGGAGAUGCGUGUCACCGGCCUGGCGGGAAUGCUUUGCACCCUGACCAUCCAGCCAGAGGAAAGUUGGAGCCUGGUAGACCUACAGGUGGCCAUAGAGCGAGCCACCGACAUCCCACGCUGGGAGCAGCAACUGAUCGCAGGCACGGUGGAACUGACGGAGCGCACCUUUGCAAGCCAUUUCCCUUCGGACCUCACAUUGCUCCGGCAGACCUUGCCUGCCGACGAAUGGCGGCAGAUCGUCGAGCGGAACGCAGAUGCCUUUAAGUUUGCCCCGCCCUGCGUGAAGCAAGAUCGCGAUGUAGCUCUCCAUGCUAUCUCGCAGGCAGGUCACUCUUUAAAGUAUGCCACCUCUCUUCAAGGAGACCGUGGAGCAGUGAUCGCUGCCGUGCAGGAGGCGGGCUCCGCACUGCAAUACGCAGCAGAGCAUUUAAGGUCAGAUCACGAAAUUGUCUUGGCUGCAGCAAGGAAUGAUGCGAAAGCUCUUGCUCAUGCAUCAGGGCAGCUCCUUGAGGAUCGGCGAUUCCUCCUGUCUGUCCUUCGUCGGAACAGUCAAGCGUAUCCAAUACUUCCAAGCCAACUCCACGACGAGCUUGACUUUGCGUUGGCGGCAGCAGAGCAGAACGGCGACACGCUCGCACACAUGAAGGAAGACUUCCGCCAUGUUCCUGCUCUUGUUGCUGCAGCCGUGAAGCAAAAUGGCCUCGCUCUUAGACAUGCACCUCCAUGGCUGCGGGCAGACCGCGCGUGUGUUUUACUAGCAGUCUCGGAAAAUGAAGCGGCCUUGCAGUACGCGGAAAGCACGCUGCAAGCUGACAAAUCUCUGGUUUUGAGCGCGAUCCCAGAGACCGGGCUGGGCUUGGCGCUGCAGCAUGCAGCGGAGGACCUCUUGCAGGAUUGGGAUUUUCUGUUGGAUGCUAUUCAAAAGAAUCCUGAUGCUCUGCUCCACUCGCCAGCAGAGGGCCUGCACAACAGCCGCAGCUUUAUGAUAGAAGCUGUACGAAGGAACGGAGGGGCUCUCAAGAAUGCAGGUCCGCACCUGCAAGCGGACCGUGAACUGGUAAGAACAGCAAUCCGGCAUCAAAGUGCAGCCUUUUUGAGUGCAGCAGCUAGCCUGCAGACCGAGCCUGGAUUUGUGGCAGAGGCGCUUGAUGUCAACGGACUUGUCAUGGAACACUUAGGCCAGAGGUUUUCCCAUGACCAUGCAAUGGCACUGCGUGCCGUUCGGCAAAACUGGAAAUCCAUCAGAUUUGUGCCCCUGCCCCUCCGCAAAGAUCUAGACAUUAUCCUUGCAGCGGUCCGACAAAACGGCAUGUCGAUACGUUAUGCGGCAGCAGAUGCGCUGGACCCUGCAACCGCCCUGGAAGCAGUCCAACAAGACUGGCGCUCACUGCAGUUCCUUCCCCCCGUCUUGCGUGGCAAUCGAGAAAUUGGGCAAGCUGCAGUGAAUCAAGACCGUCAUGCAUUGCACUACCUGUCUCUUGAUCUUCAGGUGCUUCUGGGCAGCAACUGCAAAGGUCAGAACGACUUGCUCCAAGCAGAUCCUGGCAAUGCAGCACAAGCCUUGCAGGCAUAA
Symbiodinium natans is the source of this 1701-nucleotide messenger RNA. NCBI's taxonomy places the organism in Eukaryota, Dinophyceae, Suessiales, Symbiodiniaceae. The record is from the annotation of a GenBank genome assembly.